GACCAUGUCAAAUAGUAUGACUUAUGCACUUGUCCUAUAAAACGUUAAAGCACCCAUGCCUCACAAACAACACACGUAUAACAAAAUCAGAGAGAGCCUUAUUAAAAUGAUGGUCUCUCAGUCUCUCAUCCCUAUUGCCAUAUUGGCUUUGGCCAUCAUUUUCUCUGUCAAUGCUUAUGAUCCAAGUCCACUCCAAGAUUUCUGUGUCGCCAUUGAUGACCUAAAUGGCGUUUUUGUGAAUGGUAGGUUCUGUAAAGACCCGGUGCAAGUCAAUGCAGAAGAUUUUUUCUUCUCAGGCCUCAACGUUCCCGGGAACACUGAUAAUCAAGUUGGCUCCAAUGUGACCACGGUCAAUGUUGAUCAGAUCCCAGGGCUAAACACCAUGGGAAUAUCAUUGGUCCGCAUAGACUAUGCGCCAUAUGGUCAAAACCCGCCUCACACGCACCCUCGUGGCUCAGAGAUCCUUGUCCUUGUCAAAGGGACAUUAUAUGUCGGUUUUGUCUCGUCCAAUCAAGACAACAAUCGUUUAUUCGCCAAAGUAUUGCAGCCAGGUGACGUUUUUGUGUUCCCUAUAGGAAUGAUCCAUUUUCAAGUAAACGUUGGAAGAGUCCCUGCUGUUGCUUUUGCUGGACUGAGUAGUCAGAACGCUGGUGUGAUCACAAUCGCAAACGCUGUGUUCGGGUCUAACCCUCCGAUUAAUCCCGAGGUUCUAGCCAGGGCUUUCCAGUUGGACCCAUAUAUUGUCAAAGAACUCCAGGCCAGGUUUGGUCCAUGAAAUGAGUCUACGUCGUUAAGUGUGUUUAUCAUUGUACGUAACACAAAAAUAAUAAUGUAAAACCUAAGAAUUAUGUUAUAUAAAGCAAUAAUGGUGUUGUUAAACUAAAUAAUUUCUAUAUUCUAGCAUUGCUAAUAAAUAUAUUUAACACUAUAUUAUAGUAAUACUAGAUGAAUAAAAGUUUCAUGGAUACAACAUAAUCAGGUCUGUAAGAAUCGAAAAUGAUAAAAAUAUACCCAAUCCAAUAAUUUUAGCGAAAACAAGCC
Thlaspi arvense is the source of this 1041-nucleotide messenger RNA. NCBI's taxonomy places the organism in Eukaryota, Viridiplantae, Streptophyta, Magnoliopsida, Brassicales, Brassicaceae. The record is from the annotation of a GenBank genome assembly.